Molecule: messenger RNA, 3055 nt
Organism: Spinacia oleracea (spinach)
Lineage: Eukaryota; Viridiplantae; Streptophyta; Magnoliopsida; Caryophyllales; Amaranthaceae
Exons: 6
Coding region: 1-2838 (945 amino acids)
Source: RefSeq, a predicted model, not a curated record
AUGGCAAAGAAUAGGGGCAAAAACAAGUUACCGAAAUCUUCGAGGGGUCGACCUUCGGAGAGGCCGUUGGAGAAGAGUUCGAUUGGUUGGGAUGCUUCCGAAGAUGAACGUGCAACCUCUGGUGAGAGAGCUGGCUUUUCGGGUGUUCGUCGUCGUUACUCCGAGUUUCCAGUUCAUUGGUCGGAAGCUGAUCCGAAGGGCAAGUAUGCCUCAAUUUUGCAUGAGACCACGCAGAUCGACGGUCCGUUGGAGAAAUCGGUCAGCGGUGACUGGUUGGUGGAAGCGAAGUUAGGGAAUUAUCAUCGGAAGGCCGAGGAGCUAUACGGAAUUCAGCAUGCCUUGGGGUACUGGUGCGAGCUUCCUGAACAAGAGCGUCCUCGGGUGACUCAUCCACCGAGGGGGUUCAUUUCCGUGUAUACUCACCAUUUGGAGAAUGGUCUCCGCUUUCCUUUGGAUCCGUUCGUAUCCGAGGUUUUGGUGUCGUACAACAUUAGUUUGGCCCAGCUCACACCCAAAUCUAUGAGGCACAUAAUCGGAUUUAGAUGGGUGUGUGACUUCGUCAAUUUCCCUUGCUCUGUCGCUAUUUUUCGGGAUCUUCACGAUCUGGUUCUCAACCAUGCUUCCAAGGGUGAUGGGUAUGGUUGGUGGACCAUUGUCAACAAGAAGUCCCGAAAGAGGGGGGAUCCGAACUACAUCACGGCGUACCCCUACCUUAGCUCUGACCACAAUUGGAAGACGGAGUGGUUGCUCGUCCGUGUGCCGACGGAUCCGAAGCAUCCCAACUUUUAUCGUCCUCCGAAGUGGUUCGUGGCUCCUGAUCCUGAUAUGAGGGGUGUGGCGGCUCCAGAUCGGAACCAUCGCCACUAUGUGGACCUCCUCCAGUGGUUCUUGGCUCAAGAGGAUAACCACCGACUGCCGUCUAGCUGGCUCCCGAAUCUCAAUUACAUUCUGAGGGAGGACAUUCUUGCUGUUGCCGGUCUCAGCAGGAUUUUUGACAGGGAGUACGGCUUUAGCUGCAUUGAUCCUAAGAAGUUGGGCAUUUCUUUGGAUUUGAAGACUAUUCACGACCCGGCUCCCGAGUACAAGUUCGGAAAAGAUAACCCUCGUAAUCCUCGUCUGAAGGAUUACGUGUUGUCUCCUUUGGGGGUUGCUCGGAUAUCCGAAGUUCGAGCUGAUCCGUGGGAUUCCGCCUCUUCUGUUGAAGCUGUUCCUGUGAAGGUUGUGCUUCCUGAGUUGAAGACGACUUCGGAUCCGGAUCAACGCAAAAGGAAGGGUAGCACUCUUUUGAGGCCUUCCACGCAUCCGAAGAAAGCGAAGGCUUCUCAGCCCUCGGAGAAGGAAGCAGUUUCGGAAGUCAUGCCUCCUCCUAAGAAUCUUCUUCACUUCAUGCCCUUGCCAGGGCAGAAGUUAAAGAGUGUGGUGGUUGCUGAACCGCCGGCCGUGGAUCAGCCGCUGAUCGAGGAAGAUAUCAUCCCUUCUCCCCUUAAACCAUCUGCUGCUUUGGGGAUCGAAAUCCAGGAUAUCACCGAGGUGAUGGAGGCGAUUGAAGCCGAUUUUGUUCCUGGUUCGGAUGUCCCUGAGGUAGCUGGGGAGAAGAAGGAGUCUGCUGAUCUUCCCUUCGAGAGGGAGAAGAGUCCAGACAAGGAGAUGAUAGAUCUCUCGGGCCCCGAAGCUGCGGUCCCCGAGGUUCAGAAGGAGGUUCCCUCUGCUGGAGAGGAGGAGCAGCCCGAGCAAGGUUUGACGAGGAAGAGGCGCCACUCGACUUUGGGUUCUACUUCUACCUCGGCCCUGGAUAGGCUGAUCCAUGCUGAUCCCUGUUCGGAUGUUCCGCUAAAACGGAUCCCCGAAGAAGUAAGGGAGGCGAUGGCUCGAUAUGCCAGGGCUCCGAUUUUGGGAGAGGACCCUUUGGCUCACGUGGGAUCCUUGGUGGGCCCCGAGGCUGCUCGGGAGAAUCUGCUUCGUGCUAACCCGCAGUGGAGGGUUCCUGGGGCCGAAGAGAGGAAUCCGGCAAUGAUGGCCCAGUACUAUCUGAACGAGGCUGUUUUCUGGUCUUCGUUCGCUUCCGAGUGUAGCUCGGUUGAGGAGAAACAACUGAGGAAAUAUCGUGAGGCUUAUGCUCGUGAUAUUCCCAUUUUGGACCAGAAGGCUGGGCAACUCCUCUCCGAGCUUACGGAACUCAAGCAGCUGUACCUUCACUAUAGUCGCGAGGCUAGAGAGUCUGCUGAGAAGAUCGGGACCGAGGUUGGCCAGCUCAUCUUCCGAGUUGAAGAGGAUGCUGAGAAGAUCGCUUCCUUUGCUGAGGAGAAGAAGGAUAUGGCCGCUAAGUUCGCUAGCGAACUUGAGGAAAAAGAUAGACUCUUCCAGGAGAUGAAGUCUAAAUUUGAAGCGGCCGACAAGGAGCGUACAGAGGCGGAGUUAAGGCUCCACCAUUUUGUCCAGCAUCGGGAGCUGAUCCAGCAGCAAGCUGAUAAGGUGCCUGUCCUUCGGCUGAAGCUUCGGGAAAAAGAUGACUAUAUUCGGAAGCUGGAGCAGGAGCGAGUCAACCUCUACACUGCUGAUCAGUGUAGAGAGCAGUACUGGAACGGCAUCCUGGGUGCUCGGCGCAUGUUUGCGAAGCACAUGCCUCACUUCCCUUGGAACGAGAAAGUUCCUCUAUGGAUGCAGGCCGAGGACCACUUGGUGGAAUGCCAAGCUGAUCGAGAUGAAGCUGAAGCUGAACGCCAAGCUGCUCUUGCAGAGGCUCGGGCCCAGAAGGCAACUUCCGAAGGUGAUACCACUGCUGGGGGUUCUUCGAAGGAUGCUCCCCUAGGGGCCGCUUCUGAGACUCCCAAGAGUUAGGGAUUCGGGCAGUCGUCUUCUUCAGAGUCGGUCGGUUCCAGUUGAGGACUUCCGAAUAUGUGCUUGCUUUUCCCCCUUUUGCCUCGGCGCUGCGUUGUACUCAUUUCUUUUUGCUUUCUUUAGUACUUCGGUAGGCCGGUAUUGUCUGUUGAUGGCUGCCGAUUUUAACUUGUUUCAUUUUGUUUUCAAUUUUUGAGGUUUUCGAUGUGUUUGUACU